AUGCCAUCCAUCCCGCUGCCACUGCUGCUCCUCACCUUGGCUGGUGUUGGUCUCCACGCGGGGCUGCUCCUUCCGGAGGGGAGGGAGAAGGCGGGAACGAGUCCCCUGGAUGACAUCCUGCAGAGAUCGGAAAGCCUCCUUCUUCAGUCUGUCCUCAAGAGAGCUGAAAAGGAGGGAGAGACCAAAAAAGAAGCAAAUGCCCCUCUGCCAGAAUGGCUUUCCAACAGACAACACCCUGGGAAAAAGUACCUAAGUGACCUGGAGAAGAGACAGCAUCCUGGCAAAAGAGAUGUUGAGGGAGACACAUUUGAUGGAGACAUUCAGAAGAGGCAGCAUCCAGGGAAAAGAGAGAUAGAAGAUGACCUUGAGGGCUACCUGGAGUUGAAAAAGCGACAGCAUCCUGGCAGAAGGUCACUGUCAGAUCAGCUGGACGACAUCCCCAGUGUGCAGCUAACCUAUCUGAAUGAGUUAUCCAAAAGACAGCACCCAGGCAGAAGGUAUUUGACAUACAAGCGGCAGCAUCCUAGCAAAAGAGGCUGGAAUGAUGAGGUAGAGCUCGAUGACCAACACGGGGAGAAACGCCAGCACCCUGGAAAAAGGCUCUGGAAUUCUGGCGGCCCAGAUGACGCAGGGCCCUGCAACUUUCAGGAGCCCUUCACCUGCAACAAAGGCAGCUCGCUGCUUGAUUUGGUACAAAAUGUUAGCAAAGACAGGGUAGAAAAAAAACGUCAGCACCCAGGAAAGAGAUCAGAAUGGGAGAGUGAAACAGAGGAAUGAGAAUAUAAUCGUGUAUCAUUCACAUUUGGUGCAGUAAACUGCCAGAUCACUAACAAAUUCUGUUCACUCCCUUUGGCUUCCUGCUGCUGACCCCUGCACUUAUCUUUCAGUGCAUUCAUGUUCCCAUUUAUCAGCUUUGUCACACGCUUCAAGGAAAGGAACUAAAGGACCCAGCUGAAUGGACAGACAAGUACCAAGACUCUUCAACUCCCCCACUUUAGGAAGUUAAGAGUGCUCAUUUCCCUAUGGGCCCAGACCCCAGAAUAAUCCCACUGUGUGUGUCCAAUUUUCUGUUCCCAAUGACUAAAACAGGCCCUUAAAUAUCUGUUCUAAUAUUACUAAAGUGGAAUAAUUAUAUGGUUUCCUCUCGUGUCAGUGAAAUCAGUAGAGGGGGAGAAAAAAGAACAACAUAUGUCAAUUAUUUCAAAAUGAAAUAGAACAGGUUUUCUGUUCUAAAUGAUACCUUAAUGAGACCUGAACCCUUGUGCACUGUCUGUCCAGACAGAAAGCACUAAGCAGAGAUAGGAACUGUUCCAGCUGGAACAGAUUGGGUGGCUGACCUCAGAGUUUGACGUGGAACUGGCAAAUAAAACCCCUCCUGACCUGAGGGGCGGCCCAGCGCAGAGGACCCACGCACCCAGAGCACCUCGCCGCAAGCUGUGACCCUGCACCCGCGCGGGAACUGCCGCCCGCUGCGCCCACCUGAAAUCACGCCUUCUCCUCGGGCUCGUACGCACCGAACCAGCAGACAGCCUCUUCUUCCAGCAAGGGCUUCUGACGGCUCCCCUCUCUAAGGAAUGCUUUUACAUGCCAUGGGCAGACUCCCCAAAGUGUCUAUUUGAUAUGACUGAUUCAAUAAACGUCAAUAGUCAA
Columba livia (rock pigeon) is the source of this 1650-nucleotide messenger RNA. RefSeq names its product thyrotropin releasing hormone (gene TRH). Gene Ontology annotation, cellular component: extracellular region; secretory granule. The record is from RefSeq and is a predicted model, not a curated record. The transcript is spliced from 2 exons. Gene Ontology annotation, biological process: hormone-mediated signaling pathway; negative regulation of glutamate secretion; histamine metabolic process. Gene Ontology annotation, molecular function: thyrotropin-releasing hormone activity. The coding region runs from base 1 to 777 and encodes 258 amino acids. Lineage: Eukaryota; Metazoa; Chordata; Aves; Columbiformes; Columbidae.